Messenger RNA from Homarus americanus (American lobster), 1793 nucleotides. RefSeq lists its product as uncharacterized. NCBI's taxonomy places the organism in Eukaryota, Metazoa, Arthropoda, Malacostraca, Decapoda, Nephropidae. The transcript has 6 exons. The record is from RefSeq and is a predicted model, not a curated record. Bases 27 to 1184 code for a protein of 385 amino acids.
UAUUGCUAAGUGUUGAGUACUUACAGAUGGUGUUGGCCAUGUGGGAAUUACGGAGACAGAAAGCUGGAUGGCCCUACUUAUACUUCAGCCGUGUAAUAACAGUUGAAACUUUUCUGCUGGUAGCAAGAGUGACUCUGGGAGUUUAUGCCAUCAUAUUCUUAUGGAACUCUUCCUUGAUUGAUGGUUUACGAAACACAAGUGAUGGCUAUGAUUGGUGGGAGUCCCCGCACGUACGCGUGCCAGGAUACUUUGUCUAUCCUUGUGUUAUUGCAGCAGCAUAUGGUGUGAUUGUCAGUAUUGAAGGAACUCUUUCUCAUUUCUCUGGUGAAGUACACGGCAAGUUGAUGGCUUGUACUGCCCUGAUGUCAGCAAUCUGUUAUGGAGGCUUGGCUGUUAUCACAUCUCCAGUGUUUCUUACGGUUAUUUUGGGACAUGACCCAAGGAGGGAAGGACUAUACUUGAUGAUCUUUGCAAUUUUGUUAAGCAUUGUUAGCUGCAUACAUGCCUUUGCUUGCAUGAUUUUCCCCAGUGGUAUUAGAACACCACCCAGGUUUAUCAAGAAGAUUGCUGAGGAGCUGUCGUCCUUUGAUUUCUCGAGGCUUAACUUGAAUGGUUUGGCAUCAUCAGCUGCAGUUACUCAUGGCAUUACGUUCCUGAACAAACAGCGAAGUUUAAACACCAAGGUCGAUCUUGUUUCUUUAACUGUUUCCAUCAUCGCAGUUAUACUCGUUAGUAUUGGAAUUGAUGCUCCAUACGGUUAUCAUUGGUCAGCUGUCAUGAUGAUAUGUGGGAAUGCCGCCAUCCUCUUCCGUACCAUACCUACACUGGUGGCAGAAAAAAUUUGCCAUCAGACAUUUGUUCUCCCUGAUGUGGUGAGGGCUUUGCACUUUUUCUUGGAAAAUCUUACCCUGUUCAUCAGUGCCAUAGGAAGCUGUAUCUCCUCAUGGUCUUCUGUGGAAGUUACUGCUGCUGUGAUCAAUAUAUUAUACAUAAUAGCCCAGGGCAUUUUUGCAUUUGUGAUAUACAAAAUGCAGAAAAACACUGAAAUUACUGGAGUAUCUGAGGACACCAAAGUGCUUACAGAGUCCAUGCCUGAAGAUGAACGAGUAAAUGAGUCGUGGCCUGAAGGUGGGCAGAUAAUAAAUGGUUUGGAACAAGGAAGUCUUUCUCAGUCUUAUGCUUAAGGCACUGCUGCAGCUUAUAAAAUUCUUACACCCCAAUUCAAAAUGGUAAGUGGGACUUAUACCACAGUGAAGUAAAUUUUAUAUUUUAGAAUAAAAAAUGGUACAGUAUUUUGAUGUGUUUUACAGAAAAACAUUUUGUUUUGUUCACUGUGUUGUACUUUUUUAAAUAACGUAUGAACCACUCAAUGACAGGUUCCUUAAAAACAUUUGUAGUAUUUUUAUAAUAGAAUUGAUGCACUUUUCACGCUUUAGUGUUCUGUUCAUGAAAAACUUUUCAUAAAUCAAAAUUUGUUAAUCAAAGCACAAUUUUCCAUUGACUCGUUAUAACAGUUGAGAUACGUUCUUAUUAGAAUGAAAAAUCCCCAAAAGUCUUAAAAUGCUACAUAAUAUGAGUUUAAUGAAAAUUUUUGGUGAACAGUACACAACAAUUAUUAGCCAACAACAAAAAUCAAGUGAAAUACAUGCAAUACACCUUUUCAUAACCAAAUGACAGAACACAUAUUGAAUGACAAUCUAAAAUAACUGUUCAUUCAUGCUAAUGGAAGUGAUUGACAUAAGUUAUGAAGUUGACAGACGUGAACAAUAAACCUACAGUCUACAUAUAGUAUG